Messenger RNA from Talaromyces marneffei, 1368 nucleotides. RefSeq lists its product as uncharacterized. Gene Ontology annotation, biological process: regulation of DNA-templated transcription. The coding region runs from base 1 to 1368 and encodes 455 amino acids. Gene Ontology annotation, molecular function: DNA-binding transcription factor activity, RNA polymerase II-specific; zinc ion binding. The transcript has 3 exons. The record is from RefSeq and is a predicted model, not a curated record. Lineage: Eukaryota; Fungi; Ascomycota; Eurotiomycetes; Eurotiales; Trichocomaceae.
AUGCUUCCAAGGAACACCACAAAUGAGCAACCCAUGGAGAAUAUUAACCAGAUCAACCGUGGAAGGAGAAUUCUUCGGUCCAGAGCACCCCGUGGAGUACCUAAUUAUCCGGACGUAACCAUGGGCCAUACCACAAACUUAUCGGAAUCCUCUGUUGAAACGCAUGUUUCAAGAUUGAAUGAUGGUCUUGAAACUGAUUUAUACCCAAUGGAAUUUUAUCAUCCUCUUUUCCACACAAACAUUGGCCGAAAUCCAGGCGGUCGGAUGACAGCCACUCAGGAUGACCAUCUUGGUGAUAAUAGACAUGAGCCCCAUAUGGCACGUAAUGCCGGAGAGGUCCAUCAUGGAUAUUCUAAUUAUAUUCGACGGUCCGGAGGACAUUCCUAUGUUGAACAUCCUUUUGGAAGAAUACAGCCUCUGUCCACAGAAGAUCUUUUUGGACUUCCUGCCCAGGAUACUGAUGAUAGCUAUCAUCCAAGAGGCACUACUACCGCUGUUAGCAACCCCUAUUUUCAAGACUUGCAACCAAGAAACAAUGAUACCCCAAGCAUUGCACAAAAUAUGCAUGAAGAGACACAUGAAGAGACAACUCCGGACUCUUCAACAGUUCCGGAGCAUGUCAUAACGGGGUACUCAUCGUUUCCCAAUCUCCCCAACUACAACGCGGCAAACUCUCAAGAAGCUGGUGUAGUAGUGUGGAGCCUUGCAGGAGAUAAUGCUCCUGUGGGAAGAAGCCACAAGAGAAGAAAGAUGACAGACGACGAAUUGGUGCGCAACAGAGCCCUGAAAGCCGUUGGAGGGGCAUGUGACAAUUGUCGGAGACGUAAAAAGAAGUGUUACCACAAAGACGAUCAACUUAUAUUGUCAGCUCCGGAUUCUACUCCAACCUCGGCGCCGACUUCAGUUCCAGCUCCUAUUCAAGCUCAGACUUCGGGUCCAAGUCAGCUUGUCCCGGUACACGUCAACAACAGAAUUGGAACACGCGCCGUACAUGCUCGACCUCGACCCGACGAUAUCAACCGCCGUACGGUUGCAGCAGGCCUGCAGCGACAACGGAAUCAGUCAGUCGCCUCUUCGUACGGUCGUUCAGUUGAUCCGAGCAUGUUCUCGCCUUCAGAAGGCGGCGGUUCUAGUAAUGGCACCGUGACCAGCAAUCAAUCGGCAGUGACCACCUUCGUGGUGGAUAAUCCCAACCCCGACAUCCAGCAAGAAGAGCGUUUUGGUAUGGAUGCCGUCGGUUUGGGCCAGCAGUUCAAUGGACAACUCGCCCAACCGUUCACUCCCACAAAUAUCAUGCACGCCGACACCGAAAUCGCCUUUCUGAACGCGUGGUUCGAUAGCGAGCAUCCAGACGAGAAUGAUCAUUGA